Molecule: messenger RNA, 10713 nt
Organism: Jaculus jaculus (lesser Egyptian jerboa)
Lineage: Eukaryota; Metazoa; Chordata; Mammalia; Rodentia; Dipodidae
Product: titin-like
Exons: 6
Coding region: 1583-10555 (2990 amino acids)
Source: RefSeq, a predicted model, not a curated record
GAGCUGAACAAGGGUCCUUAAGAUUCACAGGCAAGCACCUUAACUGCUAAGCCAUCUCACCAGCCCAGUUUUUCCAAUUCUUUACUAACCAAAUAACCCAAAAGUUGGGGUCCAUAUGCCUAGGCUCUCUUGCAUCUAUUGAAUUUAGUCCCUCCCUGACCCAAAAUCUUGUAUCCCUGCUAGCACAGUAUAUUUGUUCAUGAGCCCAUUGAGCAAGCACCAUGGUGCUCGAGGAAAGAGGAUAGCUGACAUACAUAGGUGAUGUGCAAAACUAUGAUGUAUGUUAUACAUACACAGGUGUAUGUUUGGUUGGUUGGUUUGUUUGUUUUUCUCUAGAGAACCCACUGUGAAACAGAAACCCAGCUAAGCAAGGACUGUGUACCCGGUGGGGGGAGGGGAGGGACUUCCAGCACAGACAGGACUAAUGGAACCUUAUAGGACACUGGGCAGAGGAAUUAAUGUGGGACAGUUUUCUUAUAGGAAGCAGGAAGCGAGUGGUUUUCAAGGUGUAGAGAGGAAUUUGUGAGAAGCAUGGGAAAAAUUCAUUUAUUUAUUUGAUCUUUUAUGUAGCCCAGUUAACAUGGAUUCUGUAGUAGAUAGCUUUGGGUCACUGAGAUGAACCUGCAGACCAGGCACAGUUAUGGAGGAUGGGGAUUGAUUUGAAGCUUACAGAUCUAGGGGAAGUUCCAUCAUGGCAGAAGAACUUGGCCCCCUUUCACAAGCCCAAGCAGAAGGAAAAGCCACCAGCAAAAGCAAGCAAGCACACUUCAGGAACUCCAGGCAGUACUUGGGUACUUUGAAUAUCUUAGCCUGGAAUUCAGAACGACCCAUAGUAACAUCUCCUCCAGCCAAGUUAUACGCUUGAAUAAAAAUCUUGAAUCUACUGGGGGACAUCCGUUCCAACUACCACAGAAUCAAUUCAGGUGUCUACAAUAACAGUGAAGGACAACAGAGAAAUUCAAAGGACUUUGGAGGGAAAACCUCCUUGAGAAAUCAGACCUGUUAACCUCACAAAAUGCAGGUGGCCAACACCAUCAGCCUAUAACUGCCAAGUGAAAGAGAAGCUGAAUGAAGAUGAGCCAUAAGAGAUGAAAGAAAGAGGACAGCAGGGCAUGAUGGCGUACGCCUUUAAUCCCAGCACUCAGGAGACAGAGGGAAAAAGAGUUUUGUUGUUGCCAAGAGAAAAUGUGAACAGAACCCCACAUGCAAGAAGUAUGCAAGUCCUUGAGAGAAGGUCUUUGGGCUUUAGGCAGAAGCAUGUGUUGAGAAAAAAAAAGUGGCAGAAUUCCAUCUAACACACUCUCCUUCUCUUCUUGCCACCAGAAAGGUUAACAUUAGGGUAAGAGGCUGUGGCCAGGAUCAUUUGAAAGAAUACCUCACUUCAGAGACAGAGAUUGAGGUGCAGAGACUGCAGAUCCACAGUUGCAACAGAAGUGGCCUUAAGAUCCAGCUUCAACACCAGCCCUGCUGUGCUUCAUGUGAUACUGGCAAUAUUUUAUAUCAUCCCUGAAGAUACCAGUUCAAGUCACUUGGGAAGACUAGAUGGGAAGAGAGACUAAGAAGCACUGAAGAGCUUUCAGGGAUGGAGUCAGGGAUCACCGCUCCAUCAGGCCAUCCAAAGAAAUACAGAAAAUCCCCAAGGGUGGCAGUAGACAGUGUGAAUGAGGGAACAUCCUUUGUUCAGGAAACAGAAAGUGGGCAACUAAAUAUCAUGGCAUCUUCAGAAGUCCCGCACAAACAAACAAGCUCAAGCCCUCACGCAGACAAGGGGAAUAAAAACUGUGAUGGAACAUCCCAGAAGAAACCGGAGAAGAAAAGACAACCAGGCCCUCUCCAGCUGCCAUCAGAGAAUGAAGGUGCGCUGUACAGUAAGGCAUACCCUGUACACUCAGCAGCUGUCACACCUCCACCUGAAAUACCAGUGCACAUCUCCAGAGGUAGAGGGAAGAGGAGACGCCAAGGCCCUCCACUGAUGCCAUCAGAAAAUGAAGGUGUACUGUACAGUGAGAUAUACCCUGUACACUCAGCAGUUGCCACACCUCCACCUGAAAUGCCAGGGCACAUCUCCAGAGGUAGAGGGAAGAGGAGACACCAAGACCCUACACUGAUGCCAUCAGAGAAUGAAGGUGCAGUACACAGUGAGACGUCCCAAGAGAAGACAGCAAUUGUCUCCCUUCCAUCUGAAAUGCCAAGACACAUCUCCAAUGAUAGAGGGAAGAGGAGACACACAGCCACUCCACUGGUACCAUCAGAGAAUGAAGGUGCAGUGCUCAGUGACCAAUCCCAGGAGAACACAGCAUUUAUCUUUUCUCCACCGAAAAUACCAGGGCACAUCUCCAGGGGUAGAGGGAAGAAGAUAGACCCCACCCCUCCACUGGUGCCAUCAGAGAAUGGAGGUGCAAUGCGCAACAAAAUAUGUCAGGAGAACCCAGUAUUUAUCUUUUCUCCACCUAAAAUACCAAGAAACAUCUCCAGAGAUAAGGCUAAGAAGACAGACCAAGCGCCUCAACAGGUGCCUUCAGAGAAGGAAGGUGCAGUGGGCAGUGAGACGUACCCUGUACAUUCAGAAGUUGCCCCUCCUCCACCUGAAGUGCCAGGGCACAUCUCCAGAGGUAGAGGGAAGAGGAGAUGCCCAGCCCCUCCACAGAUGCCAUCAGAGAAUGAAGGUACAAUGCGCAGUGAGACGUACCCUGUACAUUCAGCAGUUUCCCCUCCUCCACCUGAAAGGCCAGGGCACAUCUCCAGAGGUAGAGGGAAGAGGAGACAACCAGCCCCUCCACUGGUGCCAUCAGAGAAUGAAGGUACAAUGUGCAGUGAGACAUCACAGGAGAACACAUCCCUUGCCUUUCCUCCACCUGAAAUGACAAGACACAUCUCUAGGGGUAGAGGGAAGAGGAGACGCUCAGCCCCUCCACUAGUGCCUUCAGAGAAUGAAGGUGCAGGACAGAGUGAGACGUCCCACAAGAACACAGCAUUUGUUGGUUCUCCACCUGAAAUGCCAAGGCAUAUCUCCAGGGGUAGAGGGAAGAGGAGAUGCCCAGCCCCUCCACUGCUGCCAUCAGAGAAUGAAGGUACAAUGCACAGUGAGACGGCCCAGGAGAACACAGCAUUUACCUUUUCUCCAACUGAAAUACCAAGGCACAUCUCCAGAGGUAGAGGGAGGAGGAGACGCCCUGCCCCUCUACUGGUGCCAUCAGAUAAUGAAAGUGCAGUGCUCAGUGAGCAAUCCCAGGAAAACAUGGCUUUUGUCUCGCCUGCUCCUGAAAUGACAAGGCACAUAUCCAGGGGUAGAGGGAAGAGGAGAUGCCAAGCCCCUCCAAUGAUGCCAUCAGAGAAUGAAGGUGCAAUGCACAGUGAGACGUACCCUGUACAUUCAGCAGUUGCCCCUCCUCCACCUGGAAAUCCAGGGCACAUAUCCAGAGGUAGAGGGAAGAGGAGAUGCCCAGCCCCUCCUCUGGUGCCAUCAGAGAAUAAAGGUACAAUGCACAGUGAGACGGCCCAGGAGAACACAGCAUUUGUCUUUUCUCCACCUGAAAUACCAAGGCACAUCUCCAGAGGUAGAGGGAGGAGGAGACACUCAGCCCCUCUACUGGUGCCAUCAGAUAAUGAAAGUGCAGUGAUCAGUGAGCAAUCCCAGGAGGACAUGGGUUUUGUCUUGCCACCACCUGAAAUGCCAAAGCACAUCUCCAGGGGUAGAGGGAAGAGAAGACGCCAAGCCCCUCCACUGGAGCCAUCAGAGAAUGAAAGAGCAGUGCUCAGUGAGCAAUCCCAGGAGAACAUGACUUCUGUCUUUCCUCCACCUGAAAUGCCAAGUCACAACUCCAGGGGUAGAGGGAAGAGGAGACGCCAAGCCCCUCCACUGGUGCCAUCAGAAAAUGAAAGUGCCGUGCUAAUUGAGCAAUCCCAAGAGAAUAAAGCAUUUGUCUUUUCUCCACCUGAAAUGCCAAGGCACAUCUCCAGGGGUAGAGGAAAGAGGAGAUGCCCAGCCCCUCUGCUGGUGCCAUCAGAGAAUGAAGGUGCAAUGCACAGUGAGACAUACCCUGUACAUUCAGCAGUUGCCCCUCCUCCACCUGGAAUUCCAGGGCACAUAUCCAGAGGUAGAGGGAAGAGAAGAUGCCCAGCCCCUCCACUGGUGCCAUCAGAGAAUGAAGGUACGAUGCGCAGUGAGACAGACCAGGAGAACACAGCAUUUGCCUUUUCUCCACCUGAAAUACCAAGGCACAUCUCCAGAGGUAGAGGGAGGAGGAGACGCCCUGCCCCUCCACUGGUGCCAUCAGAUAAUGAAAGUGCAGUGCUCAGUGAGCAAUCCCAGGAGAAUAUGACUUUUGUCUUACCUCCACCUGAAAGGCAAAGGCAUAUUUCCAGGGGUAGAGGGAAGAGGAGACGCCCGGCCCCUCCACUGAUGCCAUCAGCGAAUGAAGGUGCAGUGCUCAGUGAGCAAUCCCAGGAGAACACAGCAUUUGUCUUUCCUCCACCUGAAAUGCCAAGGCACAUCUCCAGAGGUAGAGGGAGGAGGAGACGCCCUGCCCCUCCACUGGUGCCAUCAGAUAAUGAAAGUGCAGUGCUCAGUGAGCAAUCCCAGGAGAACAUGACUUUUGUCUUACCUCCACCUGAAAGGCAAAGGCAUAUUUCCAGGGGUAGAGGGAAGAGAAGAUGCCCAGCCCCUCCACUGGUGCCAUCAGAGAAUGAAGGUACGAUGCGCAGUGAGACAGACCAGGAGAACACAGCAUUUGCCUUUUCUCCACCUGAAAUACCAAGGCACAUCUCCAGAGGUAGAGGGAGGAGGAGACGCCCUGCCCCUCCACUGGUGCCAUCAGAUAAUGAAAGUGCAGUGCUCAGUGAGCAAUCCCAGGAGAAUAUGACUUUUGUCUUACCUCCACCUGAAAGGCAAAGGCAUAUUUCCAGGGGUAGAGGGAAGAGAAGAUGCCCAGCCCCUCCACUGGUGCCAUCAGAGAAUGAAGGUACGAUGCGCAGUGAGACAGACCAGGAGAACACAGCAUUUGCCUUUUCUCCACCUGAAAUACCAAGGCACAUCUCCAGAGGUAGAGGGAGGAGGAGACGCCCUGCCCCUCCACUGGUGCCAUCAGAUAAUGAAAGUGCAGUGCUCAGUGAGCAAUCCCAGGAGAAUAUGACUUUUGUCUUUCCUCCACCUGAAAUGCCAAGGCACAUCUCCAGAGGUAGAGGGAAGAGGACACACUCAGCCCCUCCACUGGUGCCAUCAGUGAAUGAAGGUGCAGUGCUCAGUGAGCAAUCCCAGGAGAACACAGCAUUUGUCUUUCCUCCACCUGAAAUGCCAAGGCACAUCUCCAGAGGUAGAGGGAAGAGGACAUGCCCGGCACCUCCACUGGUGCCAUCAGAGAAAGCAGGUGCAGUGCUCAGUGAGCAAUCCCAGGAGAACACAGCUUUUGUCUUUCCUUCACCUGAAAUGCCAAGGCACAUCUCCAGGGGUAGAGGGAAGAGGAGAUGCUCAGCCCCUCCACUGGUGCCAUCAGAGAAUGAAGGUGUAGUUUCCAGUGAGAUGUAUCUUGUACAAUCAAUAGUUGCCCCUCCUCCCCCUGAAAUGCCAAGGCACACCUCCAGAGGUAGAGGUAAGAGGACACACUCAGCCCCUCCACUGGUGCCAUCAGCGAAUGAAGGUGCAGUGUUCAGUAAGAAAUCCCAGGAGAACACAGCAUUUGUCUUUCCUCCACCUGAAAUGCCAACGCACAUCUCCAGAGGCAGAGGGAAGAGGACACGCCCGGCCCCUCCACUGGUGCCAUCAGAGAAUGAAGGUGCAGGGCUCAGUGAGCAAUCCCAGGAGAACACAGCAUUUGUCCUUCCUUCACCUGAAAUGCCAAGGCACAUCUCCAGAGGGAGAGGGAAGAGGAGAUGCUCAGCCCCUCCACUGGUGCCAUCAGAGAAUGAAGGUGUAGUUUCCAGUGAAACGUACCCUGUAAUAUCAAUAGUUGCCACUCCUCCCCCUGAAAUGCCAGGGCACACCUCCAGAGGUAGAGGUAAGAGGAGACACUCAGCCCCUCCACUGGUGCCAUCAGAGAAUGAAGGUGCAGGGCUCAGUGAGCAAUCCCAGGAGAACACAGCAUUUGUCUUUCCUCCACCUGAAAUGCCAACGCACAUCUCCAGAGGCAGAGGGAAGAGGAGACGCCCAGCGCAACCACUGGUGCCAUCAGAAAAUGAAGGUGCCGGGCUCAGUGAGCAAUCCCAGGAGAACACAGCAAUUGUCUUUCCUCCACCUGAAAUGCCAAUGUACAUCUCCAGAGGUAGAGGAAAGAGGAGACGCUCAUCCCCACCACUGGUGCCAUCAGAGAAUGAAGGUGCAGUGCUCAGUGAGCUAUCCCAGGAGAACACAGCUUUUGUCUUUCCUCCACCUGAAAUGCCAAGGCACAUCUCCAGGGAUAGAGGGAAGAAGAGAUGCAGAACCCCUCCACUGUUGCCAUCAGAGAAUGAACAUAAAAUGGGCACUGAGACGGCCCAGGAGAACAUAGCAUUUGUUGUUCCUCCACCUGAAAUGCCAAGGCACAUCUCAGGGGGUAGAGGGAAGAGGAGACACUCAGCCCCUCCACUGGUGCCAUCAGAGAAUGAAGGUGCAGUGCUCAGUGAGCAAUCCCAGGAGAACAUAGCUUUUGUCUUUCCUUCACCUGAAAUGCCAAGGCACAUCUCCAGGGGUAGAGGGAAGAAGAGACGCCCAACCCCUCCACUGGUGCCAUCAGAGAAUGAACAUACAAUGCGCAGUGAGAUGGCCCAGGAGAACAUAGCUUUUGUCGUUCCUCCACCUAAAAUGCUAAGGCACAUCUCCAGGGGGAGAGGGAAGAGGAGACACCAAGCCCCUCCAAUGGUGCCAUCAGAGAAUGAAGGUGCAAUACUCAAUGAGCAAUCCCAGGAGGACAUGGAUUUUGUCUUUCCUCCACCUGAAAUGCCAAGGCAUAUCUCCAGGGGUAGAGGGAAGAGGAGACGCUCAGCCCCUCCACUGGUGCCAUCAGAGAAUGAAGGUGCAGUGCUCAGUGAGCAAUCCCAGGAGGACAUGGGUUUUGUCUUUCCUCCACCUGAAAUGCCAAGGCAUAUCUCCAGGGGUAGAGGGAAGAGGAGACGCUCAGCCCCUCCACUGGUGCCAUCAGCGAAUGAAGGUGCAGUGUUCAGUAAGAAAUCCCAGGAGAACACAGCAUUUGUCUUUCCUCCACCUGAAAUGCCAAGGCACAUCUCCAGAGGUAGAGGGAAGAGGACAUGCCCGGCACCUCCACUGGUGCCAUCAGAGAAAGCAGGUGCAGUGCUCAGUGAACAAUCCCAGGAGAACACAGCUUUUGUCUUUCCUUCACCUGAAAUGCCAAGGCACAUCUCCAGGGGUAGAGGGAAGAGGAGAUGCUCAGCCCCUCCACUGGUGCCAUCAGAGAUUGAAAGUUCAGUACUCAGUGAGCAAUCCCAGGAGAACAUGGGUUUUGUCCUUCUUCCACCUGAAAUGCCAAGGCACAUCCCAAGGGGUAGAGGGAAGAAGAGAUGCUCACCCCCUCCACAGAUGCCAUCAGAGAAUGAAGGUGCAGUGCUCAGUGAAAUGUAUCCUCUACACUCAACAAUUGCCUCUCCUCCACCUGAAAUGCCAGGGCACAUCUCCAGAGGUAGAGGGAAGAGGAGACGCCCAGCCUCUCCACUGAUGCCAUCAGAGAAUGAAGGUACAAUGCGCAGUGAGACGUACCCUCCACACUCAGCAGUUGCCCCUCCUCCACCUGAAAUGCCAGGGCACAUCUCCAGAGGUAGAGGGAAGAGGAGACGCCAAGCCCCUCCAUUGGUGCCAUCAGAGAAUGAAGGUACAAUGCACAGUGAGAUGUACCCUGUACAUUCAACAGUUGCUCCUCCUCCACCUGAAAUGCCAGGGCACAUCUCCAGAGGUAGAGGGAAGAGGAGACGCCCUGUCCCUGCACUGAUGCCAUCGGAGAAUGAAGGUGCAAUGCGCAGUGAGACGUACCCUCUAUACUCAGCAGUUGUCCCUCCUCCACCUGAAAUGCCAGGGCACAUCUCCAGAGGUAGAGGGAAGAGGAGACGCCCUGUCCCUGCACUGAUGCCAUCAGAGAAUGAAGGUGCAAUACACAGUGAGACGUACCCUGUACACUCAGCUGUUGCCCCUCCUCCACCUGAAAUGCCAAGGCACAUCUCUAGAGGUAGAGGGAAGAGAAGACACACUGCCCCUCCACUGGUGCCAUCAGAGAAUGAAGGUACAGUGCACAGUGAGACGUACCCUGUACACUCAGCAGUUGCCCCUCCUCCACCUGAAAUGCCAAGGCACAUCUCAAGGGGAAGAGGGAAGAGGAGACACCCCGCCCCUCCACUGGUGCCAUCAGAGAAUGAAGGUGCAGUGCUCAGUGAGCACUCCCAGGAGAACACAGCUUUUGUCUUUCCUCUUCCUGAAAUGCCAAGGCACAUCUCAAGGGGCAGAGGGAGGAGGAAAUGCGCAGUGCCUCCACUGGUGCCAUCAGAGAAUGAAGGUCCAGUUUGCAGUGAGACAUACCUUGUACAAUCAGCAGUUGCCCCUCCCCCAUCUGAAAUUCCUGGGCACAUCUUCAGAGGUAGAGGGAAGAGGAGACGCCCAGCCCUUCCACUGUUGCCAUCAGAGAAUGAAGGUUCAGUGUAUAGUGGAACAUUCCAGGAGAACAUGGCUUUUGUCUUUCCUCCACCUGAAAUGCCAACACACAUCUCCAGGGGUAGAGGGAAGAGGAGAGGCUCAGCCCCUCCACUGGUGCCAUCAGAGCAUGAAGGUGCAGUGCAUAGUGAGACGUGCCAGGAGAACAUGGCUCUUGUCUUUCCUCCACCUGAAAUGACAAUGCACAUCUCCAGGGGUAGAGGGAAGAGGAGAUACUCAGCCCCUCCACUGGUGCCCUCAGAGAAUGAAGGUGCAAUGUGCAGUGAGACGUCCCAGGAGAACACAGCAUUUGUCUUUCCUUCACCUGAAAUGCCAAGGCCCAUGUCCAGGGGUAGAGGGAGGAGGAGACUCCCAUCUCCUCCACUGGUACCAUCAGAGAAUGAAGGUACACUGCAUCGUGAGAUGUUCCAGGCACACACAGGCAUUGCACCUCCUUCACCCAAAAUGCAAGCAAAUGAUCCUUCAAGCAUUUGUGUAUCGGCAGGUGAUUUUACAUCUUCACCAGCUGCUGAUAUAAAACUGAGAAAGAAAAAGUGGGGCGUCUCAAAUACCAGUUCCUUGAGUGUGCCUGUCUCCAGGGAUGAGAUCAGGGAUGAGUAUGAAGAUCAUGCUCCAUCUGAGCAGCAGAGUCUCAUGGUCCCCUUUCCAAAAGUUCUCAUAAAACAAUCACAGUGCUCCAGCCUAGAACUCCAAGCUAGUGGAGACCAUGGGAAUGCUACCAGCUCAAGCAACAUGGAAGAGCCGGGCCCUAGUACUUCAAAAGCAGCCUUGGUAGGGGAAUCAUCAUCUUAUAUACCCCCAGUCCUGGGUAUGAAGCAGUCACUGCAUAUUUCAAAGAUAAAUAGGAAGCGCCAAAAUAUAUCUGAGAAGGGAAGUCGAGGAAAACAUAAAUCUCAAGUGUGCUCAAAGGGAACUAACACCAAGGAACCUCGGAGAAGCGUCAGAAACCGACAGGCGAACAAAGUCCCAGCCAUGGCUUCUUCCAAGCAGCCAUGUCCUAUUGAAAGUGGGACACUUGUCUGGUUUAAAUUUCAAGAUCAUCCAUUUUGGCCAGCGGUGGUCAAGUAUGUCCACAAAACCAAUAAGACAGCCAGAGUGUUGUUAAUCGACCGUAACCUGAAGUUUGUCCACAGGGGCAUCCUUGUCCCUCUUCGUAGAUUAAAACACCUGGAAUGUAAGGAGAAGGAAACACUCCUCCGGAGAGCCAGUAAAGCCUACCAGCAAGGUAUCAGCUGGUGUUUCUCACUGAUUGACCACUACAGAGAGAUCAGAGCUCACAAGUCUUACAAGGGGUCCUUCAUGGACUAUUACACUUCCAGGGUAAGUCUUCGCAUGCGCAAAGCUGUCCAAGAAGGCGAACUGCAAAUUGAUUUUCCAAUGGUAUGCUAUGAGGACCUAGAAGACUGGGAGGAGGAGGAGACCUCUCUAGGCAGGAAGGGGCCCUACAAGAAACUCCUGCCUGACCGUAUGAGGGCUGCUCGGGACCGAGCCAACCAGAAGCUUGUAGACUUCAUAGUGAAGAGUAAAGGUGCUGACCAACACCUGCUGGACAUCAUGCAGGGCAAGAAAGAUUCCAAAUGGCUGACAUCCCUUUUAAGUUUAAAGAAGAGUAGUUUAUGUACGGAGACUUACCUGGAGGAAGAGGAUCAAUUAUAUACAGUGGGCAAACAUUUACAAGAAAUCUUCAAGAAAACAGACGGGAAACUGCUCGCUCAGGCAGGAGGAGACAAAGUGAAAUUUACCAUGCAAGUUCUUCUCCCAGAAGCCAUCAUUUAUUCCAUUGCUAUCCUGGAUGAGCUCGAUUAUGAGGCAGCAGAAGAGAAGUUUCUACGUGGCCCACCUGUGCAUCACCGUGAAAAAGAUCUAUUUGACAAGAAAAUCUUAAAGGAUGCUAAGAAGAAGAGAUCAGAAGUCAAGAGUCAUUCUUAAAGAGCUCUUUUGUUCACACCUUAGAAGGGAAUUCUUCCUUCCUGCCACCAGUUCCUGCAAUGGUAAUACACUUCUCAUGUAGCAUCUGGGGAAGUAUGUUGUGUGUUGUUGCUACAUUAAAGGUUCAUUUCAUGUUUUCUUCUUACUAUUCUAAAUAA